Molecule: messenger RNA, 1731 nt
Organism: Pan troglodytes (chimpanzee)
Lineage: Eukaryota; Metazoa; Chordata; Mammalia; Primates; Hominidae
Gene: SIGLEC9
Product: sialic acid binding Ig like lectin 9
Exons: 7
Coding region: 99-1490 (463 amino acids)
Biological process (GO): cell adhesion
Cellular component (GO): plasma membrane
Molecular function (GO): sialic acid binding
Source: RefSeq, a predicted model, not a curated record
CUGUGGGGCCUCCUCUAAGUCUUGAGCUCUCAGUUCCUGAGAGAAGAACCCUGAGGAACAGAUGUUCCCUGGCGGCCCUGGAACCUCCAACCCCAGACAUGCUGCUGCUGCUGCUGCCCCUGCUCUGGGGGAGGGAGAGGGCGGAAGGACAGACGAGUAACCUGCUGACGAUGCAGAGUUCCGUGAUGGUGCAGGAAGGCCUGUGUGUCCAUGUGCCCUGCUCCUUCUCCUACCCCUCGCGUGGCUGGAUUUACCCUGGCCCAGUAGUUCAUGGCUACUGGUUCCGGGAAGGGGCCAAUACAGACCAGGAUGCUCCAGUGGCCACAAACAACCCAGCUCGGGCAGUGCGGGAGGAGACUCGGGACCGAUUCCACCUCCUUGGGGACCCACAUACCAAGAAUUGCACCCUGAGCAUCAGAGAUGCCAGAAGAAGUGAUGCGGGGAGAUACUUCUUUCGUGUGGAGACAGGAAAUAUAAAAUGGAAUUAUAAACAUCACCGGCUCUCUGUGAAUGUGACAGCCUUGACCCACAGGCCCAACAUCCUCAUCCCAGGCACCCUGGAGUCCGGCUGCCCGCAGAAUCUGACCUGCUCUGUGCCCUGGGCCUGUGAGCAGGGGACGCCCCCUAUGAUCUCCUGGAUAGGGACCUCCGUGUCCCCCCUGGACCCCUCCACCACCCACUCCUCGGUGCUCACCCUCAUCCCACAGCCCCAGGACCAUGGCACCAGCCUCACCUGUCAGGUGACCUUCCCUGGGGCCAGCGUGACCACGAACAAGACCGUGCAUCUCAACGUGUCCUACCCCCCUCAGAACUUGACCAUGACUGUCUUCCAAGGAGACGGCACAGUAUCCACAGUCCUGGGAAAUGGCUCAUCUCUUUCACUCCCAGAGGGCCAGUCUCUGCGCCUGGUCUGUGCAGUUGAUGCAGUUGACAGCAAUCCCCCUGCCAGGCUGAGCCUGAGCUGGAGAGGCCUGACCCUGUGCCCCUCACAGCCCUCAAACCCGGGAGUGCUGGAGCUGCCUUGGGUGCACCUGAGGGAUGAAGAUGAAUUCACCUGCAGAGCUCAGAACCCUCUGGGCUCUCAGCAGGUCUCCCUGAACGUCUCCCUGCAGAGCAAAGCCACAUCAGGAGUGACUCAGGGGGCGGUCGGGGGAGCUGGAGCCACAGCCCUGGUCUUCCUGUCCUUCUGCGUCAUCUUCGUCGUAGUGAGGUCCUGCAGGAAGAAAUCGGCAAGGCCAGCAGCGGGCGUGGGAGAUACGGGCAUAGAGGAUGCAAACGCUGUCAGGGGUUCAGCCUCUCAGGGGCCCCUGACUGAACCUUGCGCAGAAGACAGUCCCCCAGACCAGCCUCCCCCAGCUUCUGCCCGCUCCUCAGUGGGGGAAGGAGAGCUCCAGUAUGCAUCCCUCAGCUUCCAGAUGGUGAAGCCUCGGGACUUGCGGGGACAGGAGGCCACUGACACCGAGUACUCGGAGAUCAAGAUCCACAGAUGAGAAACUGCAGAGACUCAGCCUGAUGGAGGGAUCACAGCCCCUCCAGGCAAGGGAGAAGUCAGAGGCUGAUUCUUGUAGAAUUAACAGCCCUCAACGUGAUGAGCUAUGAUGAGCUAUGAUAACACUAUGAAUUAUGUGCAGAGUGAAAAGCACACAGGCUUUGGAGUCAAAGUAUCUCAAACCUGAAUCCACACUGUGCCCUCCCUUUUAUUUUUUUAACUAAAAGACAGACAAAUUCCUA